UCAGGAGGUGAAUGGCCCUCCCCUCUCGCUAGCGCACACACUCACUAGUGAACUUCUCUUUCAUCCGCUACAACCUCAUUUACACCUUUAGGGCUGCAAAGCAGCCACCUCUCUCUCUCUCAGCUGCAACCCCUCUUCUCUCUCUACAAUAGCUCCCUCUCUCCCUCCCGUAUACACCUCUUCUUCUUCCCUAUCUUCACCUCGACUCCAUCCCAGCUGCCUCCUCCUUCCUCCAUGGGAGACCGCUACACCAAUUUCCUCAGAGGCUACUACUCCCACUUCCCUCCCUCCAACCCUUCCCCAUCUGGUGCCUCCUACACCACCAUCACUUCCUUCUCCUCCAGCUACGCCUCCUACCUCCACCCACCUCCCCCAUCCCCUCCGAUCAGGGAAGCCCUCCCCCUCCUCAGCAGCCUCACGCCGUCGUCAACAACCCAGCCGCCGCACCACGACCAACAACAUGACUAUGUCCGAGAUCAGAAGGACCCCUGCAAGCUCAUCACCUCCUUCAGCAACAGCGGCCAAGAUGCGGGUGAGGUCACGGUGGCCUUGCACAUCGGCCUGCCCAGCCCCAGCCCCUCCGAGUCCGCUGCAGCAACGGCAGGUAGUGGAGAGAACCGAGAACCAGCGGCAGAAGGGACGAGCCAAGGAGGGGGAGGUGGAGGAGAAGAGGAGGAAGGGGAAGGGGAGGAUGCUGCCAUGGCGGUGGGGUGCGCGUCCAUCGGGAUCGGGAGGCUGACAAAAGGGCAGUACUGGAUACCCACCCCGUCGCAGAUCCUCAUUGGGCCCACCCAGUUCUCCUGCCCCGUCUGCUACAAGACCUUCAACCGAUACAACAACAUGCAGAUGCACAUGUGGGGGCACGGCUCGCAGUACCGGAAGGGCCCCGAGUCGCUGCGGGGGACGCAGCCGACGGCGAUGUUGCGGCUGCCGUGCUACUGCUGCGCGGCGGGGUGCCGGAACAACAUCGACCACCCGCGGGCGCGCCCCCUCAAGGACUUCCGGACGCUGCAGACGCACUACCGCCGGAAGCACGGCAUCAAGCCCUUCAUGUGCCGCAAGUGCGGCAAGGCCUUCGCCGUGCGCGGCGACUGGCGCACCCACGAGAAGAACUGCGGCAAGCUCUGGUACUGCGCCUGCGGCUCCGACUUCAAACACAAGCGGUCCCUCAAGGACCACAUCCGCGCCUUCGGCCGCGGCCACGCCGCCUGCGGCAUUGACUGCUUCGACGACCUCGACGACGACGACCGCGACCCCUCGUCCGAGGUCGACCACGCCACUACCAACACUAGCACAACUGUCGUCGACCCGGCCGCUGGAGGCAGCGGCGGCGGCAAUGCUCACCACCACUGGAAGCCUCCGUCGAGAGGCUUAGGCGACCGGCCGCUAUAGGUUGAGUACGUACGUGUAUAUGGUACAACAAUCUGUAGCCAACAUGCAACGUAUACUUUGUGUGUGUGACCGUGUGUUGAGGUGUGGCCGGUGAGAGUUUCGUCAGUGCAACAAAGCAAGGGUUAAAGCUCUAAUUGCAACAAAAGCAAUCGAUUAACAUAAAAGCAGGAGGGGUUGACGAUGUAUGCAUAAUGCAUGGUUAAGGUUCUAGUAAUUGUUUGGGUAGCCCGUAGCCUAGCCAGCUUCAUUGUAUGUGUAGACUUGAUCUCGUACAUGGUGAAUGGUGAUAUAUACAGAUUAAUGUUAACUUGAGAGAAAUAAUGCAUCAUGCAUAUGCAUGCAAGUGAUGCA
Molecule: messenger RNA, 1743 nt
Organism: Phragmites australis (common reed)
Lineage: Eukaryota; Viridiplantae; Streptophyta; Magnoliopsida; Poales; Poaceae
Product: zinc finger protein WIP2-like
Exons: 2
Coding region: 235-1392 (385 amino acids)
Biological process (GO): anatomical structure development; regulation of gene expression
Cellular component (GO): nucleus
Molecular function (GO): DNA-binding transcription factor activity
Source: RefSeq, a predicted model, not a curated record